This is a messenger RNA of Bathycoccus prasinos, 1464 nucleotides long. RefSeq lists its product with no specific name. Bases 1 to 1464 code for a protein of 487 amino acids. The transcript has a single exon. The record is from RefSeq and is a predicted model, not a curated record. NCBI's taxonomy places the organism in Eukaryota, Viridiplantae, Chlorophyta, Mamiellophyceae, Mamiellales, Bathycoccaceae.
AUGCAGGCCUCGACGUCCUCUUCGUGCGCGUCGUCGUCUUUGUCGAGCAGCAGCAGCGGCGGCGUUUUUGUUGCUGCGCUUUUAACGCAGAAAAAACAGAAUCAUCAUCAAAAUCAUCAUCUUCAGAACCGAUAUAGAAGCAGAAGAAAAACGAGGACGAUGGCACGACAGAACGAGGACAAUAACGACGGUAACAACAGCAAUCGCGAAGAAAAAGAAGGACAGUUUUCCAAAGCCGGUCGCUCGGGAACCAAUCGAAAAUUUACGGAGUAUUCCGAGGAAGAGUUGCGAGCGCAAAAAGCGUUCGUACAAGGUGAUUUCGGCAAAGUGUCCACGGCGAAAGAGACGUGGGAACCGUUCGUCCGAGCCUCGCGAGCUGGUUUGUUAGACGAGAUGCAAAAGUGCGAGAAUAGCACAGAGAUGCUCGAUUGCGACGCUGUUUUAGCGUCUUUGUUCAUCGCGGUGGAAGAUGACGCGUUUAAAUCGAGGACAUCGGUGUGUCUUCCGCAGGAGGCGUACGUGAAAAGGUUGAGAAAGUUGAUGGACGAGUUUGAGAUGCGGGAUAUCGCGUAUUUCAACGGUCAGUACGACGAUAGGAUGGUUUUAAAAGCGUUGGAAAGGUAUUUGUACGAAGAACAUCAGUACAGGCCUCCAGUCGGGUGGAUGGAGGCGUUUAGUCCGUACAGAACGUAUUUUCACAACGUCAUUGCGCAAAAAGUAGGCAUCCCAGCGAGUUUAGCGGCGUUGUAUAUGGGGUGCGUACAGAUUUUACGAGCGAGAGAGAUUUUGAAAGACGAAGCGUACGUUUUGAUAUCCAGCUCGAGAGGUUUAGAUCCGGAUGUUCUACCGCGCACGCCGUGGGGUAUCACCAAGGACGAUUACCACAAUCUCGGCAUACCCGCCGACGCGAGGUGGUGUACGCCUAAAAUGAGUAUCCAAAUGCAAUUAAGAGCGCUGAAAAGGGCGUUUUGGCCGUGGACUUGGGACGAUCGCAGAGAUACGGGCAUUGAAUUGGCUUUGAAAGCGGCCGUGUUCGGGAACGAAGAUAGAAUGCAAACCGCGGUGAAAGGUGUUGGGAUCAUUCAACCGACGGGAAGACCCUUCGGCGACUUGGAAAUGGCCAUCCGAGCGACUGAACGUUUAGCGCUCGUGGCCGAACCGGAGAACAUCAGAGAUUACGGUAUCUUAUUGUAUCACUCGCAACGAUACAAAGAAGCGUACGAACAGCUCCAAAAAUACCAAACCUGGCGGGACGAGGAAUUCGAACGAUUACAAAAAGGCGGGAAACCAUCCGCGGUGGCAAUCGAAGUCGACGGAACUCCGAAUACAGCUCCAGACAUGUCAAAAUGGCUCUUCGGUGACCCUUCGGAAUACGCCGAGCAAGUCGCGCGAGAGGAGCAGUGGUUGAAGCAGUUGAUGCUUAUUUUAGAGAGAGAGCUGUUAGAGCAAACGUUGAACAUGUAA